Pocillopora verrucosa is the source of this 1759-nucleotide messenger RNA. RefSeq names its product RYamide receptor-like. Gene Ontology annotation, biological process: G protein-coupled receptor signaling pathway. Gene Ontology annotation, cellular component: plasma membrane. NCBI's taxonomy places the organism in Eukaryota, Metazoa, Cnidaria, Anthozoa, Scleractinia, Pocilloporidae. The record is from RefSeq and is a predicted model, not a curated record. Gene Ontology annotation, molecular function: G protein-coupled receptor activity.
AGUUUGAUCUAUAUAAGAUGGAUAGGCUGUGUUUUCAUCCAGUCGAGUUUAGGUACCCACCGCAAGGCUGUUGGCUGAAGAAAAACCUGAUCUCUUGGUAUCGAAAAAUGUCUGCAAACGUGACAGCAAUGGUGAAUGGAACACAGUCCAUGUCGAGCUGCUUCAACCCCACAGCGACAAGAAUUGGUGAAACCUUCGCCUACUGUCUGCUAUUUGUUGUGUCGCUGGCUGCGAAUACCUUCAUUGGAAUAAUUGUCUAUAGGACGAAAACUCUGAGAACACCAAUCAACAUUUUGAUUGUAAACAUGGCAAUCUCCGAUCUGUUGUUCCCGAUUUUCCUCUUUCCUCAAAUUCUUGUAAGGUUAAACACGGCCGGCCACUGGCUACUUAGCGGUCCCCUUGGCCAAGCGGCGUGUAAACUGAGUAACUUCGCUGCAGAUGUCUCAACUCUAGUGUCAAUUCAGAGCCUGUUGUUGAUCGCAGUGGAUCGAUUUGUAGCUGUAGUAUUUCCUCUCCGUUCCCCACUGAUCAGUUCAAAGCAGUGCCGGUACUUCAUUCUCGUCAUUUGGAUCGUCGCCAUGGCAGUCCAUUGCCCAUAUUUGAUCGCCUUUAAAGUUCUUGAGUAUUCAGAAGGGCUAGUUUGUUCGUUGCAGUGGAAUGACACAUUUGGAGAGUCCCUAUCGUUGCAAACCUACAUACUGGGAUUGAUCGUUGUUACCAGAUAUGUCCCUUUGGUUUUGAUUGCCAUACUUUAUUUUGCCAUUGCCUUAAGAAUUAAAUCGCAGAAGAUUCCUGGGGAACAAUCAGCUAACGCAAGAGAACGGCGUUUGAAGAAAGAAAGAAAUGUUCUUAAUAUGUCCGUUGCCAUUGUCUUGGUGUUCGCCGUAUGCUGGUUGCCACUCAGCAUCUGCCUCUUGCUGUCCCUUUAUUCAUCAAACAUAGCUAUAUGGUCAUCUUGUGGCAUGCAAUACUUUGGAACUAUUGCCUUUCUUCUGGCGCGCUCGUACUGUGCUGUAAAUCCUUGCAUCUGUUUUAUCUUCAGUGGUAAUUAUCGUCAAGGUCUCAAGAAUCUCUUCGGUUGUUUUCCUACAGGCGAAGCUGCUUAGUUAUCGUUUUCUCCCCAGCCUUCUGCAUGCUGUUUGGAUUUAUCCGCGCAUUGAUGUGGCUGAACAUGCCCGCCGUUUCUUUAUCCCUAUUUAUAGAGAAUUUGAGCAGAGACGUUUUUGAGACACGGGCGGCAACAGGAGAAAGAAUGGAACUAAAUCUGGCGCGAUUUGACGCUAAUUCAUCGACCGCAAGAAAUAAGAACUUUUAACUUGCGGCUGCCGUCCGCGUCUGCCGUUGAUGCUUAAGCUCCCUAAUAACUACUCUAACGAAGUAGCUGGUGCGGCCUAACCCAUCCAUCAACUGAUUUACUGUUUAGUGACAGUAAACUUUCCACAUUUUACAACUCUGGCCAUCUUUUUCUGACUUGUUGAAACUGUUCGUAAUCCCUUUUAGAAGAGCCUCGCUAUAUUGCUUCUGAAAUUUUUGACUUGGCACCCGAAAAAAAACAGCCCGUACGUAUUUUCAACUGGUCAGGCAAAGUGACAAUAGACGUUGUUGAGAUAAUGUGGGAUCUCCUUAAGACACACGCCAGCGGCAACGCGUAAUAAAUUAAAGAAAAACUUUAGAGCUGAAGUUAAUCAGAAAGGGAAUACUGUAAACGUUGUAGCGGUAACGUGUAAUAAAUUAAAGAAGAAGCUUUAGAGUUGGAGUU